Messenger RNA from Mizuhopecten yessoensis (Yesso scallop), 2882 nucleotides. RefSeq lists its product as uncharacterized. Gene Ontology annotation, biological process: proteasome-mediated ubiquitin-dependent protein catabolic process; protein polyubiquitination; negative regulation of translation. Gene Ontology annotation, molecular function: ubiquitin protein ligase activity; translation repressor activity. Bases 103 to 2331 code for a protein of 742 amino acids. Lineage: Eukaryota; Metazoa; Mollusca; Bivalvia; Pectinida; Pectinidae. The record is from RefSeq and is a predicted model, not a curated record. The transcript is spliced from 3 exons.
CUACACUGAAGGAAAUCGAAGAACUGUUUCAUUAAAGGAGAGGGGCGAAUCAUAAUUUCCAACCUAAUCAGCAUUUGGCUAAGAUAAAGUCCUGCUACAAGUAUGGCUUCAAGGAAGAAAAAAGACUACACGAAGGUGUUGUCAAUUACAGAGUGUAAUAUCUGCCAUUUUGAGUUAUACGAACCUCGUCGGAUAGAGUGUGGACACGUCUUCUGCCUCCAUUGUCUAAGUCAACACGUAAGUUGUUCGUCUUCUUGUCCAACUUGCAAGCGACCUAUGAAACCAAAAUUAGGAAAGGUCGAAAACUACCCUGUUGCUAUGGAAAUAGUACACCUGCUGCAGUCUCUUCAAAAGGUUGCAAGUUGCGGCCAUAUAGCAGAUGAAGAAAGUAGUACAAAAGAGGAUGGAAAAGGCGAGGAAGAUGCGUAUCAAUAUGAGGUAGUUGAUUCUGACCCAGAUCAGGAGGAGACUAAGACGUUACCUCAACACUCAAAGUCUGUCAUGUCGAACGAAGUGUGCGAUAUACAUGGACAAAGAGUAGUUUCUGUUUGUACCACUUGUGAUGAUGAACUUAUCUGCGCCAAAUGCAGCAUCCAUUCUUCCCACAAUAAACUGGAGAUAUCUAAACAUAAUAGGCAUCUCAAGCGACUUCUCGAAAAACAAAGAGCGGAUUUACUCCAACGGGAAAAAGGUGACGGAGCAGAAGAAAACCAGUUGCAGGAAAUGAUCGAAAAGCAAGUUGAACAAAGGGAAACCAUUAAAGACGAGAUAGAAGAAAUUGCCGAGGAAAUGUUUACACAAAUUCAUAUGAAAAAGGAAGAAAUGCUUCGACCUAUUGAGGAAAAAGCAGAUGAAUACGUCAGAAAACUUACAGAGUGGCAGGAGGAUAUCAAAGACAGGAUAUCUGAGUUCAGACACAUCAGCAAUAGGAUUGGAAAACUUUCACAUGAUGACACACCAGACUACAGCAGAAAAGCAAAAAGAUUGGUUAAACAAGCAAACAUUGCACUCCAGAUAGAAAACAAACCUGUACCACGUUACCAGAAUAUUGAGUUCACCAAGAAUGACAAAGUCCUAGAAGAUAUGUCAGAACUUCAGUUAGGUGAUGUAAAGAUAGAUGAAGUAUCAAUAGCGCAGGACGAGAAGAGUACAGCGUCCGAUUUCAUUUAUGAUCAAGAGGAUCAGUACAUGCCUUUUGAAAUGACACCAUUAGCUGCUGCCAAACCUAAAGAGGAAAAAGUUGCAAAUCCAAAUGCCAAAAAAGAAGAAGAUCCUUAUUACAGGCCGCCUCAUUGUACUCGCCCACCACUUCCUCCAAAACCUCAAUAUCAAAAUACCUCACAGGAAAAUAAAGAAGACAUAAUCUACUAUAACCUGAAUGAAAACACAUACGAAGAUGCAUGUACUACAAGAAAGCAAAGCUGUGAUACGGAGCCACCCGAAGAGAAAGACGAGAUUCAGGAUGGUCAUUAUAAUCCACCUCCCCUAUCUCCGUUUUCAGGAACUUUUCGAAAAUCUGUCUCAAUAGCAAUCGACAUCCCCGCAUUUCCACAGAGAUUGCUUCACCGUGUAUUUCUCCCCUUUCGACCUUCGGGGUUCACGGUUGUCCGAGGUUCUGUAGAAAACUACUUUACAUUUGUCACCGAAAAUUCCAAUGUGAAAAUGUUUAGACAGACUGGAGACUUCUAUAGGACAAUCACAGAUCUCGUCCAGCCGUUUGAUGUUGCAAGCCAACAACACGGAGAGUCAUCGACGCCAUUGUACAUAACAGAUGAAGGACGAAGGACAGGAGAUGGAAGUAUCAGAGUGUAUACCUCCGAGGGAGAAUUCCAGAAAAUGUUGGUUGGAAAGCUCAAGAAACCACAAGGAAUUUCCAUAUCACGAGUGGGACUCGUUUACGUAUGUGACGAAGCAAAUAUCCUUGUGUUUUGUCCAAAAACGGGGAAAAGGAAGAGGAUCAUUUCUACCAUCGGGAAAAAUCCAAUUUUUAAACACCCUUUGUAUGUGAUGGUGAGCGCCACUGGGAAGAUUCUAGUCUCCGAUGUGGGCACCAGGGAGCUCAAAAUUCAUGACGAAACCCGAAAGUACACCGAUAAAUUCAAACCAGAUGAGGACGAAGGGGAGCUUUACACAAGCUUUACUCCUGCAAUGUGCGCCGAGGAUUCCUCUUCGAAUUACUACGUCAUCGACCAGGAGAGAAACAUACUAUAUAUAUUGCGCGGUGGGGGGAGGUCAGAGAAGCUGGUGCUACCACAAAAACCUCAGGGGCACGAUGGAAUACCAACAGCUGUUUCCUUUGCCAACGAUACGGGCAACAUUGUCGUGUUUUAGAUAAACGGAAACAGGGUAAUGUUUUGAUAAAACAAACUUAUUGCUGUACACACUCAAACAACGCAACACUACGUUAAUCAACAUUAUACCACAACGUCGAUCGUUAAUUGACCUUUAUGUAGUCCUGCUUUGUUAUCAACCAAACACUUGUUGGAUGAACUAGAUAAAAGAGUUCAGAAUCGCCUGAACUUGAUCAACAUAAAAACCACCCUAAAUUUGCCAAUGGCGUAAAAAUCCUAAAUGGACAAUUAAUACCAUUCUGAACUCUUUUCUACGCUAAAUUAAAGACGCUUUGGGUGCCCAAUGAGGAUACACACGAUAUUGUGGAGCAGUUCUACAACUACCACCAUUUCUACUUUGAGUAACUAAGGGUAUUUUAUUUUACAACGGACUCACCAACACCCUAUUUAAAAAAUGAAAUAUCUAAAACAUGUAGGUGAUCAAAUCGAUAUCCACGUAGUACAUAGGGAACAAGUACACCUGGAAUUUAAACAUGUUGCUUAAAAUUAUUUAUUCUAUUUACCCUUUAACUUGGAGUUUAGUUUUUUCUA